Molecule: messenger RNA, 991 nt
Organism: Mizuhopecten yessoensis (Yesso scallop)
Lineage: Eukaryota; Metazoa; Mollusca; Bivalvia; Pectinida; Pectinidae
Product: 26S proteasome non-ATPase regulatory subunit 10-like
Exons: 6
Coding region: 21-692 (223 amino acids)
Molecular function (GO): protein binding
Source: RefSeq, a predicted model, not a curated record
UAAACCGGAAGUUUACUAAUAUGGCGGGCAAUGAUGAUGUUUGCAAACUAGCAUUUGAUGGACAUUUGGAAAUUUUGAAACAAAAACUAAGAGACAACAAUGACCUGGCAACAAAGGUCGACGAGACGAACCGGAUGCCACUGCACUGGGCAGCGUCUGCAGGCCACCUAGUUAUUGUGGAAUGUCUGUUCAAAUACAAUGUCCCUGUAGAUGCUAGAGAUGAGUCCAAUUGGUCUGCACUGAUGAUAGCCUCCUCAGCAGGAAGGGACCAGAUUGUCUCCCUUCUCCUGGGAGCUGGAGCUCAAGUUAAUGCCGUCAACCAAACAGGCCAAUGCUCCCUCCACUAUGCAGCCUCAAAGAAUAGAUAUGAGAUUGCCGAGAUGCUGUUACAGUAUGGGGCUGACCCUAACAUUGCCGACAGAUACCUACACACUCCUCUACACAGGGCUGCGUCCAAAGGUCAUGUCAAACUGACUAAACUCUUACUCCAGUAUAAUGUGGAUGUGAAUGCCAGGGAUUCCGAGGGAAAUACCCCAUUACACUUGGCUUGUGAGGAGGAGAGGACUGAAGUUAGCUUGCUGCUAGUGGGACAUGGUGCACAAAUACAACUCCUCAACAAGGAAGAGAAAUCACCUCUCGACUUAGCAAAACCAGGACUUCAGCGAUCUCUUCAAAAUGCCAGUCAAAGCUAACAGUAACUCUUUCAUGGCACAUGUGCACAGUGUUGUCAGGUGUACAAAUAACUGAGACUGUUUUUGACCGACGACAGCCAAGGACCUUGUGAAUAUCUUGAGAUACAAAGAUGUUGUAACAUUUGUUCUGAGUAACAUUACUCGUGUUCAUGACCAGCACAGCAAGGUGCUUUACCUGAUACUUUUAUUUACAGAUGUUAUUGCUAUAUUUGUUCCUGUGAUACAGCAUUGGGAAUCACAGGUAUUGUUGUUGAUCAAGCAAAAUAGGUUUUGAUGAAAUAAAAAAAGUAAAAAUGUCA